UUUGCUCUUUCAUAAAGAUUGCCGUAUUUGUCUUUUUUUUAGAUCUACAAUUGUCUUUUUCGGCAUGGUUAUUCAGCAGUGACUGAAAUAAGAGUGACUGGACAAUCCGCAUAAUCGCUCGCAAAAGCUCCCAUAAAAUUGUGAAAAUUGUUGCAAAAUUCCCGAUCGCAAACGAGUAGUACAGCAGAGGCAGGGAAGAAGGCAUAGACGCCAAAGGAGGGAGAGAAGCGGAGGAAGAAUGGAGCAGACGCGGGAGAUGCCGAGAUGCCAUUGGGGAAGUACUACUGUGACAAGGAGUUCCAGGACACCGCCGCCGCUCGCAGGCGCCACCUCCAGGGCGCGCAGCACCACCGCGCCUGUGCCCUUUGGUACGACUCCGUCCGCCGCCAAGAGUCCAUCGGCUGCGCUUCUCCCUUCCUCCAGCCCGACGCUGCGAUCCUCGGCAAAGGCGUCUGCAAGAUGUAUGACGCCAAAUCGGCUGUUAGAAACGAGGGAACCACCGGAGAUCGAAUAACCGUGCCGAUUUCUCGUGCCCUCGUGCUGUUCAGUGCCGAGCAACGGCCAGAUUCUAUGGGCCGUGCUUUUUUUUGCGUGCCUCUGGCCGGCCCGAAAUAACUAGGCCCGAUGGCCAGGAUUUUUUUUUUGCGGGAAC
Molecule: messenger RNA, 652 nt
Organism: Brachypodium distachyon (stiff brome)
Lineage: Eukaryota; Viridiplantae; Streptophyta; Magnoliopsida; Poales; Poaceae
Product: zinc finger CCCH domain-containing protein 3-like
Exons: 2
Coding region: 265-615 (116 amino acids)
Cellular component (GO): U12-type spliceosomal complex
Source: RefSeq, a predicted model, not a curated record